GUCGGUCUUAUCACCCGGUAGUUGUCGCGGGAACUGAUAGAAAAACAAACCGAAGAAACAGACGUUCAACAAGGAUUCGUCCUGGAGAGCUGCAGAGCUGUUUGCUUUCCCAGUUCACUGAUCAAGAAGAUGUCACCAAAAUGUCUCACAGACUGACUAACGAGGAGCUGGACGAGCAGUUUGAGCUGUUCCUAAAGGAGUCUGUUUCAGAUGACUCGGUGGAUUUUGGCAGGUUGGAAAAGUGGACUUCUGCUAAAAGCAGCAAGAAAUCAUCAACCAAGAAACCAACAGUGUCAUGGUGGCAAGAUGAAGAUCACAGCGAUGGAGGAUCAAGGAGAGAGACAACCAAAAGCAGAUUUAUUAAAACCAGAAAGCCUCAGCCAAAGAGUGAUGAAGGUCUGCAGGAGUCUGGGAAGACUUUCAGGAAGUCUCAAUCGAUUCAGGAGGAGAACGAGGAUCCAGGAGGGUCUGGAUUAAAGGUUGGAGAGUUUAAAGAUGCUGAUGACACUGAGCUGGUUCCAGCUGUCAACACCACCAGUUUGGGUUUGGAUACUCUGGAGGAGGAACAAGAGAAAGCUCGCUUUUUCUCACAGCUGGAGGCUGGAGCUUCGUCAAUGAUCGAUUACUCCAGACUGAACAGAGAGCUUGACUCUAUGAGCUCUACUGACGGUGCGAACAUCAGGAAAGCUGAAGAAGACAUGGAGCAGAGUGAUGACAAUCAGAGGAAGGCCAAAGUGAUAGAAGCCAUCAGAGAGUCUUCUGGAUCCCCACACUACAGCGACGAUUUCGAGGAGGAGGAGAAGGGAAAAGAGCCUCAUGAGGAGAAGUCUAAGAUGUCGCCAAUUCUGGCUAAAGUUUCUCUGUAUGAUUCUCUGGAGGACACCGGGGGAGACGGCGGAGGAAAAAACGGCGUAGGAUCACUGGACAGAGGUCAGCCGUACGUGCAGAGUGGAGGGUCAGAGAUGGAGGCUCUUCAUGAAGCCUACAGACAGAUCCACAAGGUGGAAGAUUCAGAUGACCAUCAGCCAUCUAUAGAGAGGAGAGGAAGGAUCAACAGGACUGUGUCUCCAUCUCCUCCUCCUCCUCAUCAUGUGGGACAGUCUCUUCAGCCGGCUUCUACCACUGAGUCAGAGCUCCCCACUGCAGAGGAGUUAAUGAGACCCAUCAGACCAGAGACAGACCACGUCAGAGGAUUCACCCUGCAGCCUGUCAGUGCUCUAGAACAAAACCGGGAGCAGCCUCACUUCCUAGAGAGGACUUUUCCAGAUGUGACUUCUCCAGAGUUAAUCAUGAAAGACUCAGAAGUGGCUGAUCAUGCUCAGGGGAAAUACAGAGCGAAGGGACCAAGCAGCCAGCCACUGGGCUCCCCAGACUCUCCAAACAUUAACCUUACGUGGAGCAUCAGACAGGAAGUGGAGCGGCUGAUGAAGGAUCAGAACAAGCAUGGCACGUCCUCUCAGUUCAGCAGAGCUAAGAAACAAACGUCUUUUCCCCAGGUCUCCCUUGGCUCCACUUUUUCUUACUCCCCUUCUACAUCAGUGAAAAAACCUGCUGCGGCGCCUGCAAGAGGUUGGAGAGUUGAGGGGAGAACAGCGGUUACUUCCAGGUCUGCAGGGACGAGUAGAGCUGCUGCUGCUGCUGCUGCUAAAACCUCAUCUAAUGUUUCCCGACCUCUGCAGCAUGCACAGGGAAAAACUAAAGUCCCAAAGAGCAAGGAAAAAGAAAACUUCCCAGAUCCAGGCCUGAGGGUGAGCAGUGAGCUGGUGUCAUCAGUUCAGUCCUUGGUAAACGUCCUUAAACAGCAGAUAGACACUUCACAUGAGAGGGCUGCAGAGGCACAGGAAGUCUAUGAAGAAACCAGACUGAUGCAUUAUUCACAAAAGAACAAUAGGGAUGACGAGGAGCAGCGCCACCUGUUGGAGGACCUGAGAGCUCAGCUGGCUCAGAGAGAGCAGGAGCUGCAGGUGAUGAAGGACAAAGCCGAGGAGAUCAGCGCACUGAGACAGCAGAACUUCCUGCUGCAGAGCAAGCUUCGAGGUGAAGAGGAAGCCAGUCAGAGGAAGAGAUCGGCAGAGACUGCUGCAGACUCUGCUGCAGGCGAGAGACUCCAACAUAUGGAAAAAGAAAUCAAAGAGCAGGAGACACUUAUCAAAGGUUACCAACAGGAGAAUGAGAAGCUGUAUUCACAGCUGAAGGCUCAGCAGGCCAGGGGUAAAGCCAACGAGGAGGCCAUGUUCAAUGAAAACCAGACACUCUUGAAUCAGCUGGCUUUCACCAGGGAUCAGCUGAGUAAACACUCCAGGCCUGUUGGAAACGUGUGCUUGAUGGAUCACACUCGACGAAUCACAGACUUGUUGGCUCAAAUAGAAACGUUUGAGAAGAAUGAGGCCAAGCUAUGUGAAGACAUUCACAGACUGAAACAGGAGAAAGAGGCUCUGGAGGUGGACCUGCAGCUGAUGAAGAGGGAGAGAAACCUUGCCAAAACUCAGGCCACAUCUUCUUCAGAUGACCGGACUUUGGAGCUGCAUGCAUUGGAGGAAAAGCACAGAGAGGAAGUGACGGCGCUGAAGAAGAAGCUGCAGUGGUUCGCUGAGAAUCAGGAACUCCUGGAUCGAGAUGCCGGUAGACUGAAGGCUGCUACUGCUGAGAUAUAUCAACUUAAAGAGCAGGUAGAAAACUUAAAAACAGAGGUGAGCAAACGCAGCAGUGAGCAGCAGAGAAAAGCCAGAGAGAAAACAGCUGACACUAAGAGGAUGCGGGAUUUGGAGAAACAGGUGAAGGAGCUCGAGCAGAUCCUGAGACAUAGAAAUCCAAACUCUCUUCCCGCUCUGAUCUACGCUGCAGCCUCCGCUGGUGGUCCAGAGGACAAGAAUGUUGACAAAACGUCCCCACCGAGCAGGAUCAACACCCUGCUGGAGCGAAGGAUUCAGCGUUUGGAGGCAGAGCUAGAGAGUCAUGACGAAGAAGCCAAACGCAGCCUGAGAGCAAUGGAGCAGCAGUUUCACAGGAUCAAGCUCCGCUAUGAGCAGCAGAUCUCAGAUCUGGAGCAGCAGCUGGAGCAGAAGCAGCAGCAGAAAGAAGCUCAGACCGAGACAAGAACCUCACAGGUUCAAACUCUGGAGGAGGAGCUGCAGCGUGUCAAAGAAAAUCACCAGGAGAAAGAAAAAUCUCUGCAGGACCAGAUCGAGUCUCUCCAGAAACAGCUUAAACAUAAGGUCCAGCCAAGUCCAAGUCGACACCAGCGACAGACUGAGGCAGCGUUCGGCGUCAGAAUUGACCGUCUGAACCAGGAGCUUGCCACCAAAACCCGAACCAUUCAGGAGCUGAGCCACACAGUGGAGAGGCUGCAGAAAGAGAGAAGGAAUAUGCUGCCUGGGCCAAAACCAAGACCAAGACCAGAAACUCGGCCUGCAGAAACCAGACUACAACAAGGACCUGCAAAGACUCAGAGCUCAGCUCCUGCAGCAGUGAUGUGUGGAGAGGAGGAGACAUUUCCAGCUGCUCAGUACGAGAAAAUGUACCAGCCCACUGUCUUUGCAGGCAGUCACAUCUCCGAGGUAGUUCAGGAGAACGAGGAUCUGAAACAAGAGCUGGAGCGUCUGCAGCUGCAGAGUGAGCGGGACAGAGAAGAGCUGAAGGCCGAUGCGGCCAAAGCUAGAGAGGAGCUGAGCAGGCUGCAGGAGAACUCUGCAGAGCAGCUAUCCUCUCUGAAAGCCGAACACCUCAGAGUGUUGGAUCAGCUGAGAGCUGCUCACGCUCUGGAAUAUUCUGCAUCGGAGGUGGCCAAACUGACCAACAAAGUCCUCACACAGGAGAUAAUGUUGAGACAUCAACAGGAGCAGCUGAGGGAGCUGCAGGAAGCAAAAGACGCUCUGAUGAUAUCGAGGACCAGAGAGGAUGUUCUGCAGAAACAGUUGACCAGACUUCUGCAGGAGCUGAAGGAAGCUAAAGAAGCUCAGAGUCCAGAAGUGAAGCUGCUCUGCAGUCUGGAGAAGAAAAUCUUCAACAUGGAGCUCAGACACCAACACAGAGAGAAGGAGCUGCAGCAGGUAAUCACUCACUCAUGGCAGACAUUAAACACCAGUCAGCACUCAGAGGUGGAGCGUUGGAAACAUCUGGCUCAAGAGAAGUGCAGAGAGAUAGAUGCUUUCCGUGUGGAGCUGGACUCUAUUCUGGACAUCCUGAGACACCUGCAGAGACAAGGAGUGACUUUAACCCCCAUCAGCGCCAUCACAGCUCCAAACACUGCACAGACGAGCUAAUGCUUGCACACACAUUUUCUUCAUAGCUUAUUUAUUUUCUUUACAGUUUAUUUAUCUGUUUAAAUUGUUCAAACUUAAAAAUGCAGUCGUGAAAUAAAAUUUUGUUUAUAAAGUC
Messenger RNA from Cheilinus undulatus (humphead wrasse), 4377 nucleotides. RefSeq names its product centrosomal protein 162 (gene cep162). NCBI's taxonomy places the organism in Eukaryota, Metazoa, Chordata, Actinopteri, Labriformes, Labridae. Bases 141 to 4262 code for a protein of 1373 amino acids. Gene Ontology annotation, cellular component: centriole; centrosome; axonemal microtubule. The transcript has 30 exons. The record is from RefSeq and is a predicted model, not a curated record. Gene Ontology annotation, biological process: cilium assembly.